Molecule: messenger RNA, 1089 nt
Organism: Prorocentrum cordatum
Lineage: Eukaryota; Dinophyceae; Prorocentrales; Prorocentraceae
Source: the annotation of a GenBank genome assembly
GCGGUCCAGGAGGCGAGGGGGUCGCGACCGCUGCUCGCCGCCCUGACUCUGCUGGAGACGUUGGCCAUACGCUCGAACACCGAGGACUGGAGAACGUACGAGGAGCUCGACGCGGUGCUGUCCAACUACUUCUCGGACCACUUCUUGAUGGGCACGGCCUGCAACAUCGGGCAGACGGUGUCCGUGCCCCCCCGGGCCUCGAGGGCCUCGGCCGCGUGGAAGCGCCGCGCCCCUGGCAAGACUCGCCUGCCCCUGCCGCGAUCUGCGGUGCACGCGAUUGCGGGUUGGCCCAUCAGCCACGGGCAGCUGGGGUUGGCCUGCUGGGCGGCGCUGGCGUUCGCAGCCUACUUGAGGCCAGCCGAGGCGCAGAGCCUGACGCGCGAGUGCCCGGUGCCGCCCGCUCCUGCCGCGGGCCCGGGCUGCACCUGCAAGGCAUUGUUGAUGCAUCCGCUGGAGCGCGGGGUGGCAGGGGAGACUGGGCAUUGCGACGACAGCGUCGCGAUCGACCAGGCACCGCUGUGGCCGAUCCUGGAUGCCUUGAGCCUCGCGACGACGCCAGGGGCCAGCCCGUGGAGUUUCCCGCUCGAGGCAAUCACCCUGCAGGUCAGAGCAGCUCGCCGGGCCUUGCAGUUAUCGUCGCCGAGGCCCCACCUCUACAGCCUCCGCCGCGGUGGGGCCUCGGACGACCUCCUGACGGGCCGCCGCAGCCCCACCGAGGUGCAGCGGCGGGGACGUUGGGCAGUGGCGUCGCCCAUGCGGCGAUGCGGCAAGGAGGGCUCGCCACUGGGCGAGAUGGCGCGGAUCAGCGCGGAGGUGUUUGCGUUCGGGGCCCUCGUCGAGACGAACUUCGGUCCGCUGCUCGAGCACGGGUUCAGCGGCUUGAACCUGUGCGGCCAUGUGCCUGCGGCGGUGAUGCCAGCCCUCGGGCCAACGCCCAUUGCGAGUGGGCGACGGGUCCAGCAGCGACGCCCGCCGCUGAGCAAGGCUGCUACGGGCGCUGCCCAUGGGCCGCUGCGCGAGCCUGGCCCCGAGGUCGGCACCGCCGAAGGCGGCCACUGCAGCCGGCAUCUGAAGCGCCGCCUGAAGCAG